Molecule: messenger RNA, 1809 nt
Organism: Cornus florida
Lineage: Eukaryota; Viridiplantae; Streptophyta; Magnoliopsida; Cornales; Cornaceae
Product: phenolic glucoside malonyltransferase 1-like
Exons: 1
Coding region: 103-1497 (464 amino acids)
Source: RefSeq, a predicted model, not a curated record
GUGGAGUAAAUUGAAGAUUUGGGAUAGAAGCCAGAUUAGGCUGCUAUUGGGUAAAGGGUUUCUAAAGGACUUCUCUCUCUCUCUCUAGUUUCUCUCUGUCUCAUGGCUUCAGCAGAGCAGAAAGUGAAGGUGGUUGAACAUUGUGAAAUCUCUCCACCACCAGGCUCAGUUCCUCCAACCUCUCUUCCCCUCACCUUCUUUGACAUACCAUGGCUUCUCUUCUCUCCAAGCCAACCCCUCUUCUUCUAUGAACUCCCCCACGUAUCCACCACCCACUUCACCACCAUCAUCCUCCCCAACCUCAAACACUCUCUCUCCCUCACCCUCCAACGCUUCUUUCCUCUCGCCGGAAACCUGACUACACCAUUACACCCCACCAAGCCCCACCUCGUUUACACAGAAGGCGACUCCAUCUCCUUAACCGUCGCCGAGUCCACCGGAGACUACUUCAACCAUCUCACAGGCCACUACCCGCGACACGUCCGAGACUUCCACCACCUUGUCCCUCAGCUAGAACCACCAACUGUGUCAUCUGACCCACAUACUCACCCUACUCUGGCAAUCCAAAUUACAGUUUUUCCCAAUUGUGGUAUUUGUAUUGGAUUCACAUUUCUCAAUGUGCUUGGUGAUGGAAGAACUUUCAACAACUUCUUGAAAUCUUGGGCCUCCAUUUUUAGAUUGGGUAUAGACUCGGACUUACCUGUGUUGAACCAGUUCUAUGACAGGUCCGUGAUCUCUGACCCGAAUGGACUUGAACCAAUCUUUCUCGAAGAGUGGUGGAGCCUAAGAACUUCACAAAAGGAGUUCAUGGACACCAGUAGGAUGGGUUUAAAAGACAUGGUUAGGGCCACGUUUGUGAUGGGUCCAACCCAUAUGGAGAAACUCAAGCAAUGGAUCCGAACCCGAUCCAAGAAGAUAUUCGGGUCACCGGAUUUGCAUUUAACACCAUAUAUUAUAACUUGCGCAUUUGUGUGGGCUUGCUUGACUAAAGCUCGAGGGAUUGACAACAAAGAGGUAUGUGAAGAACUUCACUAUUUCGGGUUCAUAGCAGGUGGAAUUACCCGAUUGGAUUAUCCGGUACCCACGAAUUAUUUUGGUAAUUGUGUGGCAUUUGGUCGACCAGUGACGAAGAGAAAUGAGUUACUCGGAGAAGAUGGGAUUGUGUUUGCGGCAAAAUCCAUUGGAGAGACGACUAAGAAGUUGGAUGGGGAUGUUUUGGGAGGUGGGAAGAGCUGGAUUUCGGAUGGGAAGGUGUUAUUAGGGUCAGAGCUUCAUGUUACGGUUACUGGGUCACCCAAGGUGGAUCUUUAUGAGUUGGAUUUCGGGUGGGGCAGACCCAGGAAAAUAGAGGAAAUCUCAAUUGACAGGUCACGUGCAGUUUCACUUACUGAAAGUAGAGACGUGGAAGGUGGCAUUGAAAUUGGGUUAGCUCUUUCCAAACCUAAGAUGGAUGCUUUUGCUUCUCUCUUUGCCAACAGUUUUAAUGAUCUUCUGUGAUCAACCACUCUCUCUCUCUGCGUGUAUCAUGGUUAUAUAGGUCGAUAUCGACCCUUUUUAAAGUCCAAAUGAGUGAUCUAUAUCUAUUUAUUUACAUUAAUUUUAUUUAAUGUCGUUAUAUCGUGAUCGUAACCGCGACCGAUACCGCAAUUAUCAGCGCAACAUGAUAUUUUUAAAGUUAUUAUUUGAGCAGUGUAUUUUUAAAGUUUUACUUCUUGUAAUGAGCUUGACUCCCACUGAUUGAAGGGCAGUCUCAACUGGACUUCUGUCUCAAAUGUUUGAUGGAAAUAAAGUAAGAUUAUUGUUUUUUCA